Messenger RNA from Trichoderma gamsii, 1245 nucleotides. RefSeq names its product lipoate-protein ligase A. Gene Ontology annotation, cellular component: mitochondrion; cytoplasm. Lineage: Eukaryota; Fungi; Ascomycota; Sordariomycetes; Hypocreales; Hypocreaceae. The transcript has 2 exons. The record is from RefSeq and is a predicted model, not a curated record. Gene Ontology annotation, molecular function: lipoyltransferase activity. Gene Ontology annotation, biological process: protein lipoylation. Bases 1 to 1245 code for a protein of 414 amino acids.
AUGAGGAUCCCACAAUUAUCAAGGCCUAGGGCCACUGCACGGCUACCAACCAUCAUCUCACCACGACAUCCAGCCUCAUCCUCCUCUUCAGCCUCGACAUCUCGCUUCUCCUACCUCACAGCCUCCGCCUCCCACCCCUCCCACAAAACCCAAAUCUACCUCUCCAAAUCCACCGACCCCUUCCUCAACCUCUCCGUCGAGCACCGCCUCCUCCAAAUCACGCCCCCGGACUCCACCGUCCUCACGCUCUACGUCAACGCGCCCAGCAUCAUCUUUGGCCGCAACCAGAAUCCCUGGCUGCAGGUGAACCUGAACCGCCUCGCGCAAAUUGCCCAGCAGCCGUCUAGUGUUGGCUGGACUGAUUCGCCUAUCCAAUUGGUGCGCCGGAGAUCUGGAGGAGGUGCUGUUUUUCACGAUGCGGGCAAUGUUAAUUUCAGCGUGAUUUGCCCGCCGGAGCGGUUUGACCGGGAUAAACACGCUGAAAUGGUUGUGCGCGCGUUGAAAGCUCUUGGAAGGCCGAAUACGCGCGUUAAUGAGAGACAUGAUAUUGUCAUGGACGUGGCGUCAAAAGCUGCUGCCGAUAUGGAGACGUAUAAAAUCUCCGGCUCGGCUUAUAAGCUCACACGCCUACGAUCACUGCAUCACGGGACAUGUCUUCUUAACAGCCCCAACCUCACCAGCAUCUCUGGUUUAUUACGAUCUCCAGCCCUGGGAUACAUCGAUGCCCGCGGCGUCGACAGCGUACGCAGCCCAGUCAGGAACAUUGACUUGGAUAACCAAGAGUUUCAAGACGCCGUGGUGAGAGAGUUUGAAAACAUGUAUGGCGAUGUUGACUUCCGCGGUGAAUUUGACGACACGGCGCUUGAAGUGGAUGAAGUGCAAAAGGGCUACCGCGAGCUGAAAUCCAAGAGCUGGAUUUGGGGCCAGACGCCAAAGUUUACGUUUUCGACGCAUCCGACGGAGGAUGAUCCUCGGCCUCGGCCAGAGUUGCCAUUUGAUCUAAACAUGCAUCUUUCCGCGAGACAUGGCGUUAUAGAAGACAUGAGCAUCAAGCAUAGCGACGGAGCUGCCAUCAACGGAUUGGAUGCCUCUGUGUUCCAAGGGACGUCUGUAUGGGAGAUUAUGAAUUGGACAGAAUCAUUGAACCGAGCUGGCCUUGGAGACAGUGUUAGCAAGGAAGCGGGAGAGUGGUUGAAUGGCAUGUUUGGUGCUGAAUAUGCCCGGAUGUCGCCAAAAGAGAUGUAG